AAUUCUGGAACCACCAGAAAGGCUGGCCUCUCUUCAGCAUGGGAUCUUCUGGACUUUUGAGCCUCCUGGUGCUAUUCAUCCUCUUAGCGAAUGUCCAGGGACCUGGUCUGACUGACUGGUUAUUUCCCAGGAGAUGUCCCACCAUCAGAGAAGAAUGUGAAUUCAGAGAAAGGGAUGUGUGUACAAGGCACAGACAAUGCCCGGACAACAAGAAGUGCUGUGUCUUCAGCUGUGGAAAAAAAUGUUUAGAUCUCAAACAAGAUGUAUGUGAAAUGCCAAAUGAAACUGGCCCCUGCCUGGCUUUUUUUAUUCGGUGGUGGUAUGACAAGAAAAAUAAUAGUUGCUCCACAUUUGUCUAUGGUGGCUGCCAGGGAAACAAUAACAACUUCCAAUCCGAAGCCAACUGCCUGAACACCUGCAAGAAUAAACAGCCGUGUCCCAAAGUCAAAGUAGAAUGUGAAGUGGAAGAAAUAGACCACUGUACCAAACACAGAGAUUGCCCAGAAAACAUGAAGCGUUGCCUGUUCAGCUGUGGAAAGAAAUGUUUAGACCUCAGACAAGGUUAGCCUUACUUUAUAGCAUAAGGAGGAGCUUGAAUAACCUCCAGGAUUUGGAUGAUAAUCCAGGCCUCUCUCCACGUGUGCCUGAUUGAUGCUCCAAAUUGGCUUCCACAGGCCAAACCUUGGCUGUUGCAGAAACUGAACUCCAGGAAUUGCUUACACCCUUUCUUCCAGUGUAGCAUAUCUUCAAACACAAUGCUCUUCCCCUUGACCACUUCUCAGUAUGAAACUCUAUGUCUUCAACUUUCAGAAUCCCCAUUUAUUCGUGUGAAGGCUUCAGUUGCCUUAAUAAAGCCCUCUGUGGGGUCUGA
Molecule: messenger RNA, 871 nt
Organism: Rhinopithecus roxellana (golden snub-nosed monkey)
Lineage: Eukaryota; Metazoa; Chordata; Mammalia; Primates; Cercopithecidae
Product: eppin
Exons: 5
Coding region: 39-566 (175 amino acids)
Biological process (GO): negative regulation of peptidase activity
Cellular component (GO): extracellular region
Molecular function (GO): serine-type endopeptidase inhibitor activity
Source: RefSeq, a predicted model, not a curated record